Messenger RNA from Hydra vulgaris (swiftwater hydra), 2849 nucleotides. RefSeq names its product dual serine/threonine and tyrosine protein kinase. Lineage: Eukaryota; Metazoa; Cnidaria; Hydrozoa; Anthoathecata; Hydridae. Gene Ontology annotation, cellular component: cytoplasm. The record is from RefSeq and is a predicted model, not a curated record. Gene Ontology annotation, biological process: positive regulation of fibroblast growth factor receptor signaling pathway; positive regulation of ERK1 and ERK2 cascade; negative regulation of apoptotic process. Gene Ontology annotation, molecular function: ATP binding; protein kinase activity.
GUGGAGAAAAAGAAAUACUUCAAGGCCUGAAAUCUCUUUGCUGAUAGUGCUCUUGUCGUUGAAGUUGCAAAUCAAUAUGGUGUCAAACAUACCCUACGAAUUAAAUAAGUUUAAAGAACAUACAAAGUUGUUAAAACAAGUAAAAAAAGAGACUGAUAAAACCUUUCGUGAAAUUAAAAACUUUGUUCAGUUUUCAUCUAAUGCUUCUUAUACAACUUCACCUCUAUUUCCGGAUAUUGAAUACCACGAACUUGCUCAAACAUGUGAUAAGCCUCCUACAAUAAUAGUGUUGGGUACAUCAUGUUACGCUAAAGUGUGCGUUAUAAAUGAACUUCUGGGAGAACCCAUUUUACCGAUUGUCGAAAAUGACUCAAAUGUUAUGUGGCGUAUGAUACGUUUAAAACAUGGCUUUUAUUCUACGCUUAGUUUAGUUUUAUUAGAAAAUUUUGAAUUAGCGGCUGCACUUGAUGCCUACGAGGGAACAUGGCGCUCAGUCCCCCGAGCUGAUAUCGAGCUUCGUGGUUGUGAUUGCAAUGAUCCAGCGCAUACUGCUGCUAUUGCAGAGGUAUGUUUGGAUCACCCAUUGUUGAAAAGUGGAGCAGAAAUUAUUUGCUCGCCUUCAAACGGCGAAAAUUGUGUUGAAAGAAUACUAAAAGAAUUUGAAGAAGAUGUCAUACCAAUUAUUGUCUUUGCUAUUGAUGCCGAUACUUUAGAAGAUAAGGUUUUAGAUGAACUCCAUCAAAUAAAGUCAUUUGACAUGCAUUGUAUGCCCAUUUUCUUUAUCAAAGUUCCAUCUAGAGCAACUUCCGAGCUUACAGAAUCUUUACAAGAUGUUGCAAAAGAAGCAAUGUAUAACACGGGAGCUGAAUCGCCACUUCGAUUGCAACUUUAUAAAAGUGGUCUUUUAGAGAAAGAUCCAUUAGGAACAACAAAUCCAUUUUUAUAUACGACAGAUUUUUGCAACUCUAAAUGUAUUCUCAAAAAUGUAACCCCAAAAAAUACUCUAAUUGAAGAUUUUUCAUUGUUUGCGUGUUUUUUGGUAUUUGUUCGUCAAGUUUUACAGUAUCAUCUCAUAGCUGCUGCUUCAGUUUCUAAUGACGCGCAUACAAGAUGUCUAGGACUCUUCAUAAACACCGCGUUUGAUGUUACUAGAGAUAUUACUAUAACACCUAAACGAUUAGCUUAUGUGCGUUCCAAAGAAGAGAAUCUUUUUUAUUCCUUGUUGGAAGUAACUAACAAUAAACAAGAUGAAAUACGUGACGUAAUUCGAAAUGCAGUAAGUUUAAUGAGUGUCAAACUCCAGGAAGAAGCAGAACAAUUAAAUUUGGAAGGAAUUAAAUUAAAUGAAAAUUUUGAGUUAAGUAAUAUUAAAGACUUGGAUAAAUGUAUUGAACAAAUUGAAAAACUUGUUUUAAGCAGAUUGAAUUACAAAAUAGGAGGAAUGUUAGUCAGCUCAAUAGAAUUUUUAAAAGAUUGCUAUGUUGGCACUUUAAAACGAUGUUUAAGAAGCUUGGAAAAAGCGGACAACGAAGAUUUUAUGAUGGAAACAGGAAUUUCUUCAUCAAUGGCUUUAAAGCAGGUAUUAACUGCAGCUUAUCAACUAGAAAUUACACCGCAGACUAGUUUUACUUUUACAAGUUACCUUUGGAAAAAAAUUAAGGAAGCUAUACAGAUGCUGCCUGGAAAAUCAUCGCCAAUUAUAAAUUCAGCUUGGAAAAAAAAAGUUGUAGUCGAAAUUAUCAACAGUAUAAGUGAAUCUCGGCUUGCUAAAAAUAUUUGUUCACAAUUCCGGCUGCGCCUAACUCGUGCGCAUGAUGCUUUUACCCACUCUUUUCGAAUAUUAGAAAUGAGGCAUAACGAUCGUCUUGCAACCGAAGAAAGACGUCAACUAAAAUUGAAAAAAGUUUUCACGCCGUGCGUUGCGCGUUGCGUUCUAAGUAGUACUUCUUUACGUGAUUUAAUUUUACAUGGAAUGCCACAACUUGGCCGUGAAAUUGGCCGUGGUCAAUACGGCGUUGUGUAUGCUUGCGACAAGUGGGGUGGUAGAGGACCAUGCGCAGUUAAAUCUGUUGUACUUCCGGACGAUAAACAUUGGAAUGACUUGGCACUCGAAUUUUACUAUACAAGAGCAAUUCCAGAACAUAAGAGAAUCGUUAGUGUUCGGGGUUCAGUUAUAGACUACAGCUAUGCUGGUGGUAUGACUCCAGCUGUUUUAAUAGUCAUGGAUCGAUUACAGAGAGAUCUCUAUGCUGGAAUUAAAUCUGGAAUGAGUUUUCGAAGUCGGAUACAAGUUGCAAUUGAUGUUGUCGAAGGAUUGCGAUAUUUACAUUCUCAAGGGUUAAUUCAUCGCGAUAUAAAACUCAAAAAUGUUUUGCUCAAUUCAAAAAAUAGAGGAAAAAUAACUGAUCUUGGUUUUUGUAAACCUGGGGUAAUGAUUAAUGGUUCAAUUGUUGGCACUCCUAUACAUAUGGCACCAGAACUUUUUUCUGGGCAUUAUGAUAAAUCAGUAGACGUUUAUGCUUUUGGCAUUUUAUUUUGGUAUAUUUGCGCUGGAACUGUCCGAUUACCAGGAGCGUAUGAACAAUUUUCAUGUAAAGAUCAUUUAUGGGAUUCUGUGCGUCGAGGAAUACGCCCUGAACGAUUAGGUCAUUUUGACGAUGAGUGUUGGUCUGUCAUGAAUGAAUGUUGGUUGUCUGAUAACACGAAACGUCCGUUAUUUGGGGAAAUUCAACCCAUUUUAGAGAGCAUACAAGCCCGAGUAGUGGCUCAAAAUGGUCAAUUAUGUUCUCGGCGUCUUAGUGAAAUUGUUCUUAAUACCAAAUAAAAUUUAAAGUGAAACAAAAGAAAAA